GACUGUGGUGUUUCGUGGAGGAGGUGGGAGAAGAGGUGGAGGAGGGAGAACUGAGGGGACAGCUGGACAGAUGGAGGACGGCACCCAACAACUGGGACACUGCAUGGUUGACAUGAAGGAGUUGAGUGCCAACCCUGAAGGACUGACCGCUGCCGGUGUUUUUCUAACACCCAAACGGCCUCAGGUGGAGUUCAGCCUUGCCUGCAAUGAUCUGGUGGCCUCAGGCAGAGACAGGAAGCCCAAUGCGUUGGUCCAGGUGGCUGUCAUAGAUCCCCACAAGCAGCAUCUUGUCUCUCAUGCCUGCACAGAGAUAGUGGAGGCGAACAAAGACCCGCUGUUUCUGACAGGGGUGACCUUCCCUUCAGAGUAUCCUGGUAGCCCGGAGACACUGGUCAAGCUAAGUGUGUAUGAUGCAAAGGACAAGAGCCAGGAAUCAAGCAGCUUCCUGGGUUGUGCCACAUUUUCUGUAGGCGAUCUGCUGAGGGCUAAAGAUGAACGACUGACCUUAAGUCUCAGAUCGUCUGAUGGUGUGUGCGCAGCGGGUACGGUGGUGGUAAGUCGUCUGAAGAUGGGGGAGAUGGAGGAGGUUGACGUAGACCACAUCACCACUGACAUACCAUCACACAAGUGUCCCUUGGUUUGUGAGUCUGCAUCCCACGUCUGCAUCGACAGAGAAAAUAACCCACUGACAGGGCCAGUGUUCAAGAACCCAAUAUGCAAGGUGUACAGAUUUCAAACAGUGGACAGCAAAUGGAUGCUUGUGCGGGAACAAAUGGAGGAGUGCACAUUGUCCUUUAGCAUCCCCAAACAGCUGCUCUCACUGUAUAUUCAGGAGGACCUAAGCAGGGUGCAGGACCUGAAGGAGCUGGGGGAGCUUUCUCCUCACUGGGACAACUUAAGAAAAGAGGUGAUGACACGAUACGGAGGAAUCAUCAGCUCCUACCAAGAGACUUUGGCUGAACUGGACAAGAUUACGGGUCAUUCUUUCAAGCCAAGCUGCUGCAAAGCCCAGAAAUCUCUGGAGUUCAUCCCAAUAAACUUGCACACCCAGCGGAUGAGGGUGACGUGCCCCAGAAAAACAGAUGCAUUCUAUGAUGUUGUCACUGUCGGUGCCCCUGCUGCCCAUUUCCAGGGGUUCAAGUGUGGUGGUCUGCAGCGUCUCCUUAGCAGAUAUGAAGCAGAGAAAAAGAGCUUCAGCACUGCCUACCAGUGUAUCUACUACUCCCCAGAGCACACAGCCAAAGCUCAGGAGGUACUCAGCACCGUGAGCCUCCUCCAGCCCCUCAUCACAAGCUUAGCGGACCAGCUCCUCCAGGCUGCCCAGGAGCACUCUUCCCCUGGACUGAGGGAUGCACUCAAGAACCUUUCUGACAAGACAGAACAAUUUGUUCACACGCUUAAGGAUGAAUUGGUCAAGAGUGCACUACUGGCACUGCAUGCAGCGCAGCCCGGAUACAUUUCCAAGAACCAGAAGCAAACCCCGGUGCAGGGAGGCCAACACCAAGGCCACAUCCACCAGGGCAGUGACCAGAAUCAGAGCCCAGUCCAGGGACUUCCAGGCCACAGUCCAGCCACGUCCAUCACUGACAGCACAGCAGUGUGUAAUAACGUGGAAGGAUCCCAAACCACAAAUAGAGGCGAAGGUGGGCCGCUGAAGCACCAAGACUCCAUACCACACCAUAAAGAGUAUGACGAGGAGGAAUGGGACAGGGUGUGGGCCAACGUUGCCAAAUGUCUCAACUGUGUAAUCGCCAUGGUGGACAAACUCCAGGAAGAAGACAACAACAAGCAGGAGCCAGUCCCUGAGCAGCAGCUCGCUGAUGUCAUCACCUCACACAACCCGGGUGACUGGAGGGAGCAGCUGCGUCCUCUGGUGACCAGGUUAAAGGAGUGUGUGAUGGAGGUGGUGGAGAAGGCAAAGAGAGCCAUGACUUUUGUGCUCCUGCAGGAGGCAGCCUGCAGCAUUCCACAGGGCUUCCUCCUCCAACAGAGGCGAGAUGUGGUCUUCAGUCAAGCACUGGCAGCGUUAGCCUGUGGUUUUAUCAUGAGGCUGUAUGCAGGAAUGCAGGACCAAGGCUUCCUGAGGCAGCUCCACCUUGUUGGCCUGAUUGCCCAAUUUGAGAGUCUGCUCAGCACCUACAGUGAGGAGAUCGGGAUGCUGGAGGACAUGGAGGUUGGAAUCUCAGACCUGCAGAGAGUCACGUUCCAGAUUACAAAAGCCAAGACAGAUGAUCUUAGUGACCUCCAGCCUUUAGUUUGUGGCCGGCGAGACCACUUCACAGUAGAAGUGCCAUUACCACGAGUGGUUUUCCAGACCUUGCCAGAGGAGAUCAAGGAGGGCAAGCCUCUACGAGUAUUCCCGGUGCUUUUUAACGUGGGCAUCAAUGAACAGCAAACAAUAGCAGAGAGGUUUGGAGAUAUCUCUCUACAAGAAAGAAUAAACCAGAGGAACUUUGAGAUGUUAGAAGCCUAUUACAAAUCAUUAAGUGAACAGGUGCCACUAGAAUGUCUACCAUGUUUUCAGACACCAACUGACAUAAAGGAAUUACUUGAAACCCUGGGCCAGAAUGUAGUUACAAAGAAGAGAAAGAAUGUGGAGAUACUGUGGAUUGCUGGAACAAUCUGCCGAAGGUUAAAUGGCAUCAGGUUUACCAGCUGUAAAAGUGCCAAAGACCGGACAUCCAUGUCUGUCACAUUAGAGCAGUGUGCCCUCCUACGUGACGAACACCAGCUCAGCAAGGAUUUCUUCAUCCGUGCUCUGGACUGUAUGCGGAGAGAAGGAUGUCGGAUUGAGAACGUUCAAAAGAAUAUUAAAUGCAGGAAAUACGCCUUCAACAUGUUGCAGCUGAUGGCCUUUCCCAAGUGCUACCGACCACCAGAGGGAACUUACGGCAAAGUUGACUCUUGAGGACGUAAGCCAUGUACUGUAAAACCAGUCAUUGUGUGUUACCCAAGUAGUAACUAUGAAAGCUUAUACAUUAUGGUUAAAAUGUUUUAUUGUUGUUUAUUGUAACCAAAAUGACUUGCUGGAUUUUGUUUAUAGUGUGUGUUCAUCGAUUCCCAAGCUGGAUUUGCCAAACGUGUUAUUGUAAAAUUCAUGCACUUUCCAAGUAUUGCCUUGUUUAUUUUUUCAUGGCCUAAGCAGUGCAACUGUGUUGGCAAACCACAGUUUGAAUGUUUGUGUGGCUGUGCAGUAUGUUAAUGAUUUGUUUUAAGACGUUAAGCAGUUCAACCUGCAUUUGUGUGAAUGAAGAAUUGUGUGUGUGUGUGAUAGAGAGAGAGAGACAACAGUAUUAACUAAAAGGUUCACUUACUACCUUUUCUGAGCUAUUUUAGAGGUGAUUCAGUAAAAACUUUGAGUUGAGAGUAUUUUUGUUUGUUAAAUAUGCUGUUCCCAAGGUUGAGAAUAAACUUACAUGCUACAGUGAUUUUUGUGGUAUAAACCCCUCUCUACAAUGACUUGGAAACAAACUGCAGUUCUUGAUCAGCUGAUCUGUACAUUUUUAUGGCAUCACAUAUUCAGGUCUAAACUUUUCCUAUAUUGUUUUUGACUGUUGCAGACAUAUUUUCAUUAAUUUGUAAUAAGUAACAUACCAGUAUUUCAAUGCAUAUGUUGAAUCCUGUUUUCUAACUCAUUCCAUUCUCUUAAUGGUUGCACUUAAUCUUUUUCCAUAAUCUUUUUAUAUCUCAAGGUACAGGCCAGUGAAUCCACAUGAAGUACAGUUGGAAGUUGGAAUAAAAUUAGAAUAUUGGACCAUCAUUUCUGAAUGCUAUAUAUAAAAUUCAAAUAUUUAUUUUUGUAUUCUUAAACAAUUUUCUUUUAUUCUAAGGGUUGAUACCUUGGACCUUAAUGCGUGUUUGAAAUGUAUUUGUUGUGUUGUACAUUGGACAUUUACAAUUGUCUAUUUGAAAUAAAAUAAUGGAUUGAUGUGGAUAUUUGUGAUUGUAUGAUGAUAUGUGUUCAAUUUCAAAGGUGUGUAUUUAAUUGAACAAGUAAACUACUACAGUUAAAUUAGUCAUGAUUGAUCAAUUCAUCAUUAUUUAAUCCAUGUGUUGUAUUAAAAACAUUACCAACUAGCAAGAUAUACAGUAUUCAAUUAAAACUAACACUCAAAGGGAUGAGAAGAUUGUU
Messenger RNA from Perca flavescens (yellow perch), 4132 nucleotides. It is a transcript of the gene inpp4b, whose product is annotated as inositol polyphosphate-4-phosphatase type II B. The coding region runs from base 71 to 2908 and encodes 945 amino acids. The transcript has 22 exons. The record is from RefSeq and is a predicted model, not a curated record. Gene Ontology annotation, molecular function: phosphatidylinositol-3,4-bisphosphate 4-phosphatase activity. Gene Ontology annotation, cellular component: cytoplasm. Lineage: Eukaryota; Metazoa; Chordata; Actinopteri; Perciformes; Percidae.